GCCAGCGCCGCCCAGCGCCCGGCGCGUCCCUCGGGACCCGUGCAACCCCUCGAGUGCAUUUUCUUCCGAACUGGCGCCCUCCCGCGGAGCUCCACCUCGGCCCUUAUUGUUUUGAGACGGAGGCUUUGAAAUCUGAGCUGCCUGGCUGGAUUUGAACUUGCGAUCCUCCUACCUCAGCCUCCCAGAUCAAGGAAGGCUGACGCCUUCACGCCGGGCUCCACGGUUCAGAUUAAAAUUUCUUUUCCCCAAGUGCAAAUUUUUGUUGUUUGUGAGGACGUAUGUCUGCAGGGCUUUGUGUCGCUCUGAGCGCUGUCCCGCGGCUCGGCCAGCCCCGCUGACCCGCUCGGUCUUGCGGAGCAGCGCGGUCUGGGACUCGCGUAGUAAGCGAGUGGAGCUUGGGAGACUGCGGACUGCGCGACUGCAGAUAGCUGUGCUUUCCUUUCCGUGUGCUCAGCUUCCAAAAGCAAGCAGCUACUACAUUUUGUAAUUAGGAAAAAUAGUUUUCAUUUUUUGAACCCAUGGAGUCUCACGCUACUUGCCUAGGGCUUUUUGGGGUUUACUAAGCCAAGGUCUCCCCAGGUUGCCUAUACUGGCUUUAACCACAUGAUCUUGCUGCUUCAGCCCCCAGGCAGCUGCAGCUACAGGCGUGUGUGACAGGGACUUCGGAUGUUGGACAGUCUGUCCCCUAAGGGUUGACCUCCAGCUCCACCUCCUGGCGAAACCCUGAGUACAGGCCUGGCCUCCUCCACCCGGCCCCGCCCCCGCAGGUCGGCGCAGAGGAUCCCCCCCCCAUGCUGAAGCUGGCCAGCAGUCUAGGUCUUCCAGGGCAGGAGGUGCAGGUGUCCUAGAAGCCCAGUACAGAGCUCAGCCCUGAGAGCGGCUCAUGGAGGAGUAUGGCCGGGCAGGGGGAGCUGCCCCAGUGGUGGACGUCGGCGGCGUGGACAGGGUCCAGCGGGUCCGGAGCCAGCCCCGGCCAUUGCCCACACCCAAGAGAUUGUUUUCCUAAUUUCUUUCUCAGGGAGUUCAGUUUUGGCAUAUAAAAGUGCUGGCACAUCUGUCAGGAGGUGCGUUCAGCUCUGCAGCAGGGGAGGCAUUCAGGUCCCAAAGAGGAAAUGGGUGUCGGCUGGGCUUUGCUGCCAGUCUGAGCUUUGUUGCCAGCUUCUGCUGGUGGCACAGGCUUGGGGACAGCAGCUUCUCCAGGAUUAGGAACAACCCCUCCUGGGCUUAGAGCUUCGGUAGCGGCCAGGGGAUCCAGCUCAGUGGGCCUGGCUCAGGCGUAGGGUGUGGGGCUGGGGUUUGCUGGCAGAGCCCUCCUCCAUCCUCCCGCAGCUGUGUGGACACCUGUGCCAGGGGUGCUUUGCCGGAAGUGCUUUGUGCGUCUUCUGAGUUCCAGAACUCAAAUCCGAGUCCAGGGAGCUCAGCUGACUCACAGAAACCUGGCUGCCAUUGUGAGCGUUCUUGGCAGUGGCCCAUGAUUUGUCUCAGAGAAAUGAAACCAAAACUUCCUCAGGCCUUAGCUGCUCCAGUGUUAAGUACGAGGCAGAGGUGUGGGUGAGGAUUUAUGCGCAUGUGAAAAAGACGGGAGAUGGUCACUGGAUCAGAACAUGCCAGAGGACACGGGGUGCCUGGAAAAUCCUAGAAGACACAGGGUACUGGUUUGUCCGGAUGGGAAGGACUCAGAACGGUAGGUGAAACAAGACAGGAGUGCUGGCCAGCCAGGGCUGGGUGUAAGAGCAAGGACUGGGCUUGCAGGGUACCUUGGCCUAUAGGAGGUGACUCUGGAAGAAAGGAGUGGCGUGUAGGUAUGUGGCAGGUGUGCCCUUUGAGAGGUCCAGCCCACUGGCCACACCUGCCUCCGAGCUUUUUGGUGGAACACGGCCUGUUCUUUCUUGCCAUGGCUUUGGGAAGUUCUUGGGCUUUUUUGUUCUAAGAUUCAUUUGCAGACACACCAAGGAAGCUCUAAAAGCAUUUUAUGUUGUUUUAUUUCUUUUCACAGCACUGGGGCUUAAACUCAGAGCCUUCCCACUGUGCUAGUUCCUCGGUCCCUUUUUAUUUUGAGACAGGGUCUCACCAAGUCAUUAGGUUGUUCAGGCUGGGCUUCCACUCAGCCUCGCAGUGCUCUGGGAUGACAGGCAUGUGCCACCCUCUCUGCUUCUGAAGGCAUUCUAAAUGCGAUGCCAUAGUUCCUCUACGGCGAGCCCUUUAUUCUCACACCCGUAUUUCCUUUUAGUGCUUGUUAACUGAAACGAUAAACUUGCAUGUGGAAGACACAGUAAGUCUUUAGUUUCCGACCCUCCAAGAUUCUCUGGCUGAUUGUCCGAUGUUGUACAGUGGAUGUGGUGUGAGGCAGAGUUGCUGUCCUUCAUCUGAGGUUUUGCUUUGUGCAGAAACUGCUAUAGGCAGCUGUGAUCUGAAACUACGACAUGGAAAGUUCCGAAGUAAACAAUUCUCAGGCUUUUAACUGCGUGCCUUUUCCAGCAGGCUGAUGACUCCACCUGCUAGCUUGUGCCCGGACGCUUGUGCCCCGAGGCAGGCCGUCCCUUUCCCAGUUUCCGUACUGCACGCCCCACCCUGCUGGUGGUCACCCAGGAGCUUGCACAGUUGGUUCUUGCUGGCACGCAGUACCCUAUGUCCACUACUUAAGGAGGAGAGGUUUAUUUUGGCUCAGAUUUUUAGCCCACUGUCAGCAGAUUGCAAGGCAGGAAGCACUUGCUGGGAGCAGGCUUGGCAGACGAGCUGCUCACCUCUUAGCAAACUGGAAGCAAAGAUGGGAGGAGCUGGGGGGGAGAUAGACAUUUCCGGCCAGCGAAGACCCCCCUCACGCCAGGCUCCGCCCCAAAGCCACGCCUCCUCCCGAGGGCCACCCAGCCCCAGCCCCAGCCCCAGCCCCUCUGGGACCCCUCCUAGCCCAAGCUCUUGCGCCUGAGCCGAGCUCCGCUUGUGCACUUGGCCGGUGGUGUGCCUGACCCUAGGCUCACUACGUCCUGGGAGCAGUGGUGAGGCCGGCUUGGGGCCGCGUCCUCGCCUGCACCGUGUGCCAGUCACUGCUGUGUGCUGUCUCUGCCUGCACUGGCUCGGACAUCAGCCUGUCUCCGUAGGGUCAUCCUUACAGGAAGAGCUUAGGAUUCGGGGCAGUGAAGAAGGGAGACCAAGUUCCAGCAGAGGUUCCCACACAGGAGAGCUAACUCCCUUUGACUGGACGCUUCCCCAGAAUGAAUGCCAUGAAACGGGGCUGCCCAGGCCACUGCUGAGGGCCAGGAGCCCCUGCCUGCCACCCUCACCAUGACGCUGCCCACGGAGCUCAUCCACCGGGUGGAGGAGGCACUGGAUGAGGAGGAGAAGGAGGUGCUGGCUUUCCUGUGCCGUGACGUCGCUGUGGACCUGCUGCCCAGCAACGCCCGGGACUUGCUGGCCGCGCUGAGUGAGAGGGGCCAGCUGUCCUUUCUGGGCCUGGCUGAGCUGCUCUACAGGGUGCGGCGCUUCGACCUGCUCAAGCGGGUGCUGAGGAUGGACCGGGUGGUCCUGGAGACCCACCUGCGCAGGCACCCUGGCCUCGUGUCCAACUACAGGGUGCUGAUGAUGGAGAUUGGCGAGGAUCUGGACAAGUCCGACAUGUCCGCACUGACUUUCCUCAUGAGGGAUUACACAGGCCGUGGCAAGACAGUAAAGCAUAAGAGUUUCUUGGAACUCGUGAUUGAAUUGGAGAAAUUGAAUCUGAUUGCUCCAGAUCAAUUGGACUUAUUAGAGAAAUGCCUAAAGAACAUCCACAGACUAGACCUGAAAACAAAAAUCGAAAAGUAUAAGCAGUCUGCUAAAGAAGCACAAACAGGUUACCUGAAUUCUCUCCAAGCUUCUUUCCCAAACUUGAGUCUUACAGAUCUUUCACGUAACUUAAGGCUGCAGAACGGAAGAAGUAAAGGACAAGGACUUGAGAUACAUCAUCAAAAACCCACAAAGAUGUCUGUUCAGGAAUCCGGAGUCUUCUUGCCUCAGUACAUGCCCGUGGAGAGAUAUCGGAUGCAGAGCAGGCCCCUGGGCAUCUGUCUGAUAAUUGACUGUAUUGGCAAUGUCGCAGAUGGCCUUCGAGAUACCUUUUCUUCCUUGGGCUUCGAGGUCCAGUGCUUUUUGUGCCUUCCCGUGAAAGACAUGAUCCAGGUUCUCCACCAGGUGGCCUCCUCGCCCCGGCACCAGGGCCGUGACAGCUUUGUGUGUGUCCUGGUUAGCCGUGGGGACCCCCACAGGGUGUUUGGUGUGGGCCCGGCCCACCUGGGGCUGCCUCUGGAGCAGGUGCGGACGAUGUUCACCGGCGAUGCCUGCCCUUCCCUCAUUGGGAAGCCAAAGCUCUUCUUCAUCCAGAGCUACAUGGUAUCAGAGACCGAGCCAGGUACCAGCAGCUUCCUGGAGGUGGACGGGCCAGCGUCGACCAGUGUGGCAUCCGUGGAGCCACAGCCACUGCCCCACACACUGCACCGGGAGGCCGACGUCCUAUGGAGCCAGUGCAUGGCCCACGCGUGCCUGCUGGAGCAGCCUGGGGCCUCACCCUCCCUGUAUCUGCAGGGCCUUUCGCAGCAGCUGCUACAGGACAGAAAACACCCACUGCUGGACCUGCAUGUCGAGCUCAACCGCAGAGUGUACGACUGGAACAGCAUGGUUCCCGCCCAGCAGAGGUACAGCCUCUCCCUGCAGCACACCCUGAGGAAGGUGCUCAUCCUGUCCUCCACCUGAUGCUCAGGCCUCUCCUGGCCAGGAAGCUCCAUCUCCAGGGAAGAGCAGGGUGCAGAGCGCACCUGUGAGUGCAGUGCAAGGUGCAGAGCCCAGCCGGCCCCUUCCAGAGCUGGACUGGAAUCUAGGCUUGUACUGUUUCCUCUGUGAGGAAGCCAUGGCCGGUGGGGCUGAAAUAUGCGGAGGAGGGAAGAGGUGAAGAGAGGAGACGAGAGGAGAGGACAGGACAUAGGGAAGG
Octodon degus (degu) is the source of this 4960-nucleotide messenger RNA. RefSeq names its product CASP8 and FADD like apoptosis regulator (gene Cflar). NCBI's taxonomy places the organism in Eukaryota, Metazoa, Chordata, Mammalia, Rodentia, Octodontidae. The coding region runs from base 3283 to 4725 and encodes 480 amino acids. The transcript has 10 exons. Gene Ontology annotation, biological process: negative regulation of extrinsic apoptotic signaling pathway via death domain receptors; proteolysis. Gene Ontology annotation, molecular function: protein binding; cysteine-type endopeptidase activity. The record is from RefSeq and is a predicted model, not a curated record.